Messenger RNA from Lymnaea stagnalis (great pond snail), 6011 nucleotides. NCBI's taxonomy places the organism in Eukaryota, Metazoa, Mollusca, Gastropoda, Lymnaeidae. The record is from the annotation of a GenBank genome assembly.
CCUUUUCCGCUAAGGUCGCCAUCAUGGUAAGACGGCAUGCCUUGAAUUACAGUUGAACUAUUAGAAUUAAUUUGUUCUUCUGAAUGCAAUAAAGUCUAAUUUAUAUAAAUUCGUUUGAAAUAUAAAUUAAAUACUUAUUUUAUUUGAUCAUAACGAGUGCUAUAAUGUAUUUUUGUACACAUAACCGUAGCCUACAUGUAUACUACUAGUCACUAGUACUAGUCCCACUCACUGUGAACUGUGCUAUUACAAAUUACUGUCAAUGGCCGUCAAGUCUUGACUGUGAGGCCCUAACCUUUUUAAUUUCAACAGUGUAAAUAUUUCUGUUAACUCGGAAAUACUGAUCAGUAAGCUACUAAACAAAACAUUACAUUUUCUAAAAAUUAAUAUCUAUUACCGGUAUAUACCGUAUUUAUUGGCGUAUAACGUGCACUAUUUUCUCCCCAAAAAGAGGGCAAAUUAUGUGUGCGUGUUAUACGCAGAUAAAAUGUUACGUUUUUUUUCCUGAAAUUUCCUUCUUAAAUUGAGGGGUGUGUUAUAUGCAGGGGCAUGUUAUACGCCAAUAAAUACGGUAAUUAUGAUUAUUUCCAAUGAGUUACUUCAGUUACUGAGUCAGCAUUUGACAUUGAUUUUGAUUUAAAUUUCAUUCUGUUCUUUAGUUUUACUUCUUGGCCCAAUGAAUUAAGCUGUGGCUAAAAUAGUAAUAUACUUUGUAUUUACAAAGUAAAGCCUGUCUAAAUCUGUUUUGCGUGGGUCCUCUGUUCCAUGUGAUAUCUGGUCAGAGCUAAAAUGUAGUUAGCGACAGGGCCGGCAAUGUCUGUUACAGGGUGUAUGUCAUGUCAUUUGAUAGGCUUUUUUCUAUUUUUUUAUUGGGGGGGGGGGGGGGGGGGGGGUUUCCCCCGCAACCCAGAAAUUAUCUUGUAUAUUAUUUUUAUGUUGAAAUUGGAGGGAGGGGACAAUUCAACAUGCUUUUCUUGGUAGGGAAUACCACCCAACACACUUUCAAGUCAAAGUAGAGACAGGGAUCCGGUAAUUAAAUAACACUGCAAGUAAAGUAAACACAAAUCUAAUAAUUGAAAUCUUUUGAAUACAGUAAUACAUAGCUAGAAGGACGGAAGUUGACAAGGGAUGUACCGCCAUGGCCUAUAAACCAUGGACAUUGAACACAUCAUGUUUCUUAACACUAACCCACACUUAGCGAUCCUAUCAUAUUCAUUGACAUGCACUGUAGCUUAGAGAAAAGUGAUACUUUUAUUACCAGUGGAAAUUAGACAUUGUCGCCUCGCUAUGUGAUUUCCCUAUUUCAUCAUAGUAUAGUCAAACUCGCACAUAUGGACAAAGUUAUAUGGCAUAAUUAUUGUGAAGACUGAAAAGCAGAUGCCCUAAUACUAAUAUAUUGAAAUUAUUGUAAAUUAAUUAUGUAACCUUAUAGUAUAGUCCUAUAUGACUAAAGCUUAUGUAGAGACUAAACCUUUCUUUCCCCUAUAGUUAUAUAUAAAAAAAUACCAGGCACAUUUGGGAAGAAAAAAAAAAUUCACAUUUCAACCUUGAAGUUGAAGCAAAUCAGAUGUCACUCAUGAGUUGGGCAAAAUAAAUGCUUUGUAGCCACUGCUGCCUGAAAAUAAAUUUGUAUCCUAACAUAUCCUUCCAUCUGUCCAGAGCUACAUUUCCCGGUUCUAUUGUUAGUUUCAACCUCUUGGCAGUUCCAUGCUUUUUAUAGCCAGACUUGGACUCAUCGCUAAGUGUUGCACUUUCUUUUAUUCCAUGGGUUACAACUUUUAAUUUGGAUUUUUUUCUUUCAACUUUAUGCCUUUGAUUACAGUAAAUUUAUUGACCUAGGCUUAUCUAAUAUUAAAUUAGGCCUAUUAGUUUUGCUUCAAUAUCUUGCACUUUCUUUUAUUCCAUGGGUUACAACUUUUAAUUUGGAUUUUUUUCUUUCAACUUUAUGCCUUUGAUUACAGUAAAUUUAUUGACCUAGGCUUAUCUAAUAUUAAAUUAGGCCUAUUAGUUUUGUGUUGUAAUCCACAGUCCCAGCUCCGCACCAGCUGAUUUGUGCUGGUGACGACCGUUCUAACCUGUGGACAUUAAUUUGUCUGUCUCGCUAUGUGACUAGUCUUUUUAUAGACUAAAUCACACGUAAAGACAGGCACACUUAUCGUUUACUAUGUUGAUAACCAGUACUCAGUUAAUUGUCUGACUAAUCCCUAUCUUUAACUUACUUUGACAUACAUUUGCUAGCACACUUACUGAUGUUAAUUUGUUAAUUUUGUUUGUCUAUGAAGUUAAUCAUAUAGCUCCCAGCUGUUAAAUAAAACUUGCAUUUCUCUAUGAUUCAUAGACACCAAGGGUUGAUGCACUGCAUGAUUGUUAUGAAAUUUAAUUUUCUGCAGACCUGUUUAUUCGGGGGUUUGUGUCAGAGUAGUUUUCAGCUCUCAAAAAUGUAGUUUCAAGCUCCAAAGAGAAGUUUUGGCGGGGGUGGGGUUUUAAAAUCAAAAUACAAGUUUUGUCAGCAAAUCCCCUUGGCAGCAUUGCUGCCUAUAAAAUGUAGCAUAAUGAAAUGUACGAGUUAUUGUUAUUCACUGUGAUAAAUAUAUAUAAAUGUCUUUCAUCUACUUUGAAUGAAAAGUGACUUUUAUUGAAUAUGCAAUGCAAAAAGUUAUUGUAUACAUUAUACCGUUACUUUUUAUUUAUUUGCUAUUACAAUGCAAUAUUGUACUAAUUUAGAUGCAAAUGGCUAUUCUGAGAGUACUAUAUUGGGAGUCCCAGUGUAACCAGGUCUCUUGGUGAGUGUUGCAAUCCACAGUCCCAGCUCCGCACCAGCUGGUUUGUGCUUGUGUCGACCGUUCUAACCUGUGGACAUUAAUUUGUCUGUCUCGCUAUGUGACUAGUCUUUUUAUAGACUUAAUCACACGUAAAGUCAGGUACAAUUUAUUGUUCAGCAUGUUGGUUACUAGUACCGGUACUGUAGUAUUGUAUCAAGUAAAUAGAUCACCGAGUAAGGACAUUAGGUUGUGGCAUGUAAUUGUCUGACUUUAUUUAACUGACUGACAUAAAUUUACUAGCACACUUACUGAUGUUUAUUUCUUAAUUUUGUUGUCUAUGAUGUUAAUCAUAUAGCUCCCAGCUGUUAAAUAAAACUUGCAUUUCUCCCUGAUAAAGGCACCAAGUGCUGAUGCACCCCAUCAUUAUAAGAAGCCUUUUUUUUUUUUCUUUUAUGUUGACCAACGUACAUUUGAUGUGCUUUUUAAAAAAAAUCAACGCUAAGAGACAAACUUCAUUUUUUGUUGCAAUCCACAGUCCCAGCUCCGCACCAGCUAGUUUGUGCUGGUGACGACCGUUCUAAACUGUGGACACUAACUAGGCUUUAUGUCUUUGUCUGUCUCGCUAUGUGACUAGUCUUUUCAUAGACUAAAUCACACGUACAGACAGGUACAUUUCAUUGUUCAGUAUGUUGUUUACCAGUACUGUAUUAAGCAAAUAGAUAAAUGAUCAAAACAUCAGAGUUGUGACUUGUAGAUGUCUGACUUAUCACUGUCUUUAACUCGGUGUGAUGCACAUUUACUAGCAGUGAGCACACUUAGCUUUGUUAAUUUUGUUGUCUAUGAAGUUAUUAAUUAAAAAUCACAAUUCUCUCUGAUAUAGACAUCAAGGGUUGACUGUGCAUCAAUGUUUUGAAAUUUGUUUGCAUCAGCGUUAUUGCUAUAUGGAUCUCCAAUAGGCAUCAGCUUCUGCUGAACUUUAAUACAAAAGUGUUGUUUUUACUAACAUACACAACUCAUAGUGGAGCAUAAAUGAUGCCUUCCAUCUUUAUCUGGCCUGAUCUACCUUUUGCAGAUCAUUCUGCGACUUCCUUGGUGUCUGUACCUUAUGUAAAUGAGGACCAAGGUUUAGAUCUGCCUCUUUUUUUAUGUUUGCCCUGGGUACUACUAUACGUUGAAUAGUGUUAAGUGCUUUUUUUUUUUUUUUUUUCAAUUUUGUUCCUUUGCCUUAAUUAAAUCUUGAUGUACUUUUUUUUUUUAAUAACUUAUAGACAAUCUUUUUCAUUUUGAAGUUUUUUGCUACAAUCUCCAGUCCCAGCUCCUCACCAGCUGAUGCCUCUUUUUUUAUGUUUGCCCUGGGUACUACUAUACGUUGAAUAGUGUUAAGUGCUUUUUUUUUUUUUUUUUUCAAUUAUGUUCCUUUGCCUUAAUUAAAUCUUGAUGUACUUUUUUUUAUCAAUAACUGAUAGACAAUCUUUUUCAUUUUGAAGUUUUGUGCUACAAUCCACAGUCCCAGCUCCGCACCAGCUGGUUUGUGCUGGUGACGACCGUUCUAACCUGUGGACAUUAAUUAGGCUUUAUGUCUUUGUCUGUCUCGCUAUGUGACUAGUCUUUGCAUAGUCUAAAUCACACGUAAAGACAGAUACAUUUUAUUUUUCAGUUAUGCGUUGACCAGUUUGAUUCGAGCUGAAAUUUUAUUAUUAUAACAUUACACUGGCUGCAUUGGAUUUUUUGGGGUAUUUGAGGGUUAAUUCUUUGUACCUGUCUCGCAUGCUUUUUUCAGUAUCAUUCUUAUAAGUAACCCUAAAGUUUGUAGUUUUUUUGUGGUAACGUUUGUUUGGCUUUGUGAUAUUGUAACUUUUUAAACUAUUAUUGGAAGAUUUUUCUGCAUAUGUUUAUUAUAUGCAUGAGAUCUUUUUCUAAAGAUGGGUGUUGCAAUCCACAGUCCCAGCUCCGCACCAGCUUGUUUGUGCUGGCGACGACCGUUCUAACCUGUGGACAUUAACUUGGCUGUCUAGCUAUGUGGUUUUUCUCUUCAUUGACUGAAUCACACGUAAAUACAGUGACAAAAUUAACUAAUACGCCUGUCAGCAUUUCUUUUGCAUUAAAUAUGUUUUCCAUUCUUUACUCAAACAAAUCUAUUUAUCACAGACUGUGAAGCGAAGAAAUAACGGACGCAACAAGAAGGGCCGUGGCCAUGUCAAAUAUGUUCGAUGCACCAACUGUGCCAGAUGUGUCCCAAAAGAUAAGGCCAUCAAAAAGUUUGUGAUCAGGAAUAUUGUUGAGGCUGCAGCUGUACGAGAUAUUUCUGAUGCUAGUGUUUAUGAAAGUGAGUUUUCAUAUUAUGUACCGUACAUAUUCAUGUGCUUGUCACAACUGCUCAAUACUAUGCACAUGUUACUGUAAGUUUUAGUUUUAAAAAAUUUAAUGUAUUUGUGUACGGUAUAUUAUUGUCCUUCUGUGUAUUUUAAAACACUUAAAUAUUUUUAAUUACAGUGUAUGCUCUCCCCAAGUUGUACGCCAAGCUUCUAUACUGUGUGUCAUGUGCUAUCCACUCAAAAGUUGUCAGAAACAGGUCCAGAGAAGCCAGAAAAGACAGGACCCCUCCUAUUAGGUUUAGGCCCAUGCGUGUAAGUAUUGGAAUUGUUUGUACAUAAAAAUGUACCGCCUAAAACAAUGCACAAAAUAAAGCUUAUUGAAAUAACUAUUUGUUGUAACCUCUGGAGCUGACACUUACUGCAUUUGGCAUUAAAAUCAAUUGAAAAGUGACACCACAAAGGACUUACCUGGUAGUAAUAUUUGUGCUUUGAUCAGUAAAAACAAAAGAAAUAGGUGAUAUGUAUUUGCCUUGUUAUAAAUAUUAUAAAUCUGGGAGUUAAAAGAAAUUGUUUCCUUUUUUUUUUUUUUUAACCUGAAUUGGCUCUAAUCAGGUAAAAACAAUAUGUCAAUAUUGUCAAGCACUCUUCUGUAUUUAGAUAUUGAUGAUGGCUAUUAAUUUGCUUUUGAUCUGUUUAAAAUGAUAAGGAACAUCAAUGUUGGCAUUUUGUUUUUUUUAUUGUACUGGGUACCAGGUAAAGAGUUUGCCAUUAAUCUUUUUUUUUUCUUUCUUUAGGAGGGUCAAGGUGGUCCAAGGCCUGGUGGACAGGCACCUGGUGCAGGUCGAAACCAAUAAAUAUGUGCCCCAAAUCUAAUAAAUAUUUGCUCUAUCUGCCAACAUGUUAGUGCAAAGUGUAAUAAAUCUUAAAAAGUAUU